CAAAAGAUUUCGAUAACUACAAUACAUCUGAAAUAUAUGAAGACUUACUUUUGUCAACUAACGAUGAUUCAGAUUAUUCUUCUACAUCAACAGCGACCGAUUCUACGGAAGGUGUCGUUACAUUGCCCGACAUCACAGAAUUAAAACAACAAGUUGGUAUAAAUUCUGUAAUAGCUUCCAGUAAUAAUUUUACAACGACUGUACCAUAUAUUUCCAGUAAUGAUGCUGCAUCUUUGGAAAAGAAAAAAACGUUGUCAGUAGUGCCUAAAAAAUCAGCAUUGAUCGCGAUGCCCCAUGUAAAAAGUGAUUCAGUAAUAACCUCGUCUAUUAGUAGUUUAAAACGAGACACCACGAUAAAACCUAUGGUUUCGGCUUCGACAUAUUUCCCAUCUAGCGCUAGUAUAGAUUCAUUCACAGAUCGACAAUCUAAUGAAGUUACCAAAUCUAAGAAAAUUGAAAAGCAAAGGGCAUCCGUUGCAAAUUUUACCGAUAACAAUAAAACAAGAGAUGAAGAUAAUUCUCCGCUGGAACAAGAUUAUAAAGUAUUGUGUUAUUGGGAUAAGGCGGAAUUGUUACUAAAAAUUCCUCCAUUUUACAAAGCCAUCAUAUAUGGUAAGCCUAAACUAUUGGAGUGCCAAAGGGAAAUAUUCAGCAAUUCUCCGCGAGCAUCCUUAAAGACUUUGCAAUUUGGAUACGACGAAUGUGGCGCCGAGUUAAACAUAAAUGGAGGUAUGAUCAAAUAUACCUUGGGCAUCAUCCUAACGACAACGCCUCCUCUAAUCACCAAGAAUUCGCAAUCUUUCACUAUUAUGUGCAGCUAUCCUAUAACCGAAAUAAAAGCCGUCAGUGACGUUAAUAUAUCAACUAUUAGGGUCUUGAGUCGAAUGGGCAGCGAUCAAAAGAAAUUUGAAAAUUUCGAGAUAAAUUUAAAAAAUACUCCCGCUCCAAUAAAUUGCUAUAUGAACGUAGUAGACAAGCGGAGAGAAUUGAUCAGCGAAGCUAACGUGGGUGAAAUACUCAUGCUAUACAUUAAAUGUUCAGACCCAUCAUACAGAAUCAAUGGUUACGAUUGCUGGGCAACCGACAUAAAUGACGAAAAGCAGAGAGUUCAGCUAAUAGAUGAAAAUGGUUGUUCCCUCGAUCCAGAUUUGGUGCAAAAUUUCCGCCGGCAAAAACGAAGUAACUCCAUUUUCGCGCUAUUCAAAGCUUUCAAAUUUCCUUUCGACUCUAACAUAAGGUUCGAAUGUCGCGUCAAACCUUGCAUAGGACAAUGCCAACUGAACAAAUGUGAACCAGAAACUUCUACAAACGAUAGUGAUCGCAAACGCAAACGCCGAGAUAUAAACCAGAUAAAAGGAAAAAUAGAGGAACCUAUAGACGCGAAAGUGCUCUACAGCGUUUUGUCUAUAAAAAAUAAGGGAUCCCAAAAGGCCGAAAAUUAUAUUGAUAAGCAAUCGACCUUAUUGACCAAAGACAUUAAAAAAUAUACCACUAUAUCAGCCAAAUCAUCACAUAACCCAUUCAUAUACCGUCCACUUGACAAUGUUCCCAUAACACUUUCUUCCACUCGGUCGUCGAAACUUAAAGGGAUUGCGGGGUCCAAAAAGGUAUUCUCCAACCCUAACAACGGUUCGAAUCCCGUCAGCCAUUCCAUAUUCAAAAAUUUCGAUUCCAUGUCUUCUUAUUCCCCUCGCCCGGGAUUCGUCAAACCUUACAACGAAAGCGAAGAGGAAAAGCUGAAAGUUGGUGGGAUAAUUUGCUUGUACCCGCGUUACCUAUUGAUCACGGCCGGAAUAUCACUCCUUCUCGUUUUGGUCAUUUUGUUCACGGGCUAUAUCUUUAACGCUAUUAUGUGGCAUAAGUGCAAGAGUGGGUCAUCCUAUGAUGAUUUUCAAAGUAACAAAGAUUCUUUAAAAUCUCAAGAUUAUCGGGGAAGAUUGGAAUCUAGAAACAAUCAAUUUGAUAUGUUCAACGGGAAAGCCCCAUUAAGAAUUAAUUAACCUCUUAUAAUAAGAAAAAAAAAUAUUUAUAUAAUAUCGAAGACCUCGCAAAGUGUAUAACAUAUACUUCCAAAAUGAAUUUUACAAAAAAUACUUAAUAAUUCUUAUUUAUUUCUAUCUUAAAAAUCUUCUUUUUUUUGUAGUAAAGAUUCAGUUCUAUCAAUUUACAAUUAUUUAAUCAUCAAAUUUCGAAUUUUAUAUCUUAGAAAAUGGUAUACUUUUAGAUAUAACUUCCUCAUUUGUAUCUAUCGAGAAUUUUUUUUUUCCCACAUAAAAUAUAGAAUUGGGUCUCGCUGAGUUCAAUUAAUUCAAAAAAAUAAUAACAACUAAGCUAAAAGGCCAUCAAUUAUAAAAUAUUUACCAAUGACCCAAAUUCUAAAUUUAUACACUACGACAAAAUAAUCAAUUUAAAUACACGUCCUU
Gordionus sp. m RMFG-2023 is the source of this 2423-nucleotide messenger RNA. RefSeq lists its product as uncharacterized. Lineage: Eukaryota; Metazoa; Nematomorpha; Gordioida; Chordodea; Parachordodidae. The record is from RefSeq and is a predicted model, not a curated record. Bases 288 to 2000 code for a protein of 570 amino acids. The transcript has 12 exons.